AUGUUGGAUUCUGAGUGAAGAAAAAAAUAAGACUUUUCUUUAUUAUUAAUUGUUACCAAGUUAAUUUAAUUUCUGUUUUAUCUUGUAGUUUUUUCUAAUUUAAAUUCUAUCUGUUUUGGACUUUCAUCUAUUGUCUGAAGAUGGGACGUCGGCCUGCUAGAUGUUACCGUUAUUGCAAAAACAAGCCUUAUCCCAAGUCACGUUUCUGUCGUGGUGUCCCAGAUGCUAAGAUUCGUAUUUUCGAUUUAGGAAGGAAAAGGGCUAAGGUUGAUGAAUUUCCAUUAUGUAUACACAUGGUAUCUAAUGAAUUCGAACAAAUUUCAUCGGAAGCUUUGGAAGCAGCACGUAUCUGUGCCAACAAGUACCUUGUUAAAACCUGUGGUAAAGAUGCUUUCCAUUUGAGAAUUCGUUUACACCCUUUCCAUGUAAUCAGGAUAAACAAAAUGUUAUCCUGUGCCGGAGCUGAUAGGCUUCAAACCGGUAUGAGAGGUGCUUAUGGUAAACCACAAGGUACAGUUGCUCGAGUGCACAUCAACCAAAUUAUGAUGUCUGUCCGUGCAAAGGAAAAUCACAAAGAUAAUGUUAUUGAAGCCUUACGUCGAGCUAAGUUCAAGUUCCCUGGACGACAAAAGAUUGUUCUUUCUAAAAAGUGGGGAUUCACUAAAUGGGACUUAGGAGAAUAUGAGAAACUCCGAGCUAACGGUACUCUCAAACCCGAUGGUUUCUAUUGUCAAUAUCGACCUAACAAAGGACCUUUCAACAAUUGGGUUAAAAUUCAACAAGAAUUACGUGGUAUUCAAGCCUAAAACUCAUUGAAGGAACAAUAUUGUAUAUCGUCAUCUAAAGGAGAAAAAUACAACUAAUUGCUCUUGGAAAUUGAAGCUAAUUGUUGCUUAUUAAAAUCCAAUUUGAAAUAAAGUCUUAUACGUAAUUUAAA
Molecule: messenger RNA, 937 nt
Organism: Panonychus citri (citrus red mite)
Lineage: Eukaryota; Metazoa; Arthropoda; Arachnida; Trombidiformes; Tetranychidae
Gene: RpL10
Product: 60S ribosomal protein L10-like
Exons: 3
Coding region: 141-806 (221 amino acids)
Biological process (GO): translation; ribosomal large subunit assembly
Cellular component (GO): cytosolic large ribosomal subunit; ribosome
Molecular function (GO): structural constituent of ribosome
Source: RefSeq, a predicted model, not a curated record